UGGAAGUGACACGUAAGACGGGAGAUUGGGAAAAGGCCCUGGAACUUUUUCUGCCGUGUAGAAUAAAACGCAAAUUAUAAUUUUGGUUAUGAAAGCAGCAUUUUAGUAACGGUUUUCUGCAACUUGAAGAAAUACAAAGUCGUUCACGAUUUCCAACAACAUCUUACACCAUUCCCAAAAUAGGAUCGGAGACUUUUGUUGGGCUUUGCAACUUGCAAACUGGGACGGAUUCAGCGUCAGGAAACAGCUAAAGUUACAGGAAUGCCUCUCAGCAUCUGAUUACUGCGCUCUAAUAUUCUCUGUCAUUGAAAAUAAACUGUGAACUGGAUUGUGUGUGUAUGUGUGCGGGGAAAACUCCCGAACUCUUCCAAAAGUGCUCGUUUUGGAGAAAAACGAGAGAGGAAAAAUGGGAAAUAGCAUGUGUUCCAGGAGACAGAAAAAGAUUUUUCAAACUUUGUUCUUCCUUACAAUAGUUUUUGGGUUUCUUUAUGGUCUCUUGCUAUAUUAUGAAAUGCACAAUCAGUUAAAGAAGGCGGAAAAUCUGGCGUUAAAGUACCAGCAGCAUCAGGAGGCUUUAUCCGCACAGUUGCAAGUUGUUUAUGAACAUAGAUCAAGAUUAGAAAAAUCACUACAGAAAGAAAGAAAUGAACACAAAAAGGCUAAAGAAGAUUAUUUGGUUUAUAAGUUAGAAGCACAGGAAGCAUUGAACAAAGAAAAGCAGGAUUCCAAUAACCGAUACAGUGCACUCAGUGUUCAGCACAAAAUGCUGAAGAGUCAACAUGAAGAUCUGAGGAAACAAUAUACUGAUCUACAUGGGGAACAUAUAAGACUUGGAGAGGACCAUAGUAGAGCAAUGAAUGAGCACAGUCGGCGAUAUUUGAACCUACAGCAAUCAAAGGAACAGGAAAUUGCUAAACUGAAAGAGAAUAUUUACAAUCUACUGGAAGAGAACAAAAAGUUGAGGAAGGCCCAUCAGGACGUCCACGUUCAGCUCCAGGAUGUGAGGCAAUUACAUAAGAACUUAUUGUUGCAACAUGAUCAGCUCCAGGUGACUUUAGAAGACCACAAGAACUCCCUUUCAGUUGCCCAGGCUCAAGUAGAAGAAUACAAACAGCUAAGAGAAACCCUAAACAAAAUGCCCAGCCUAAGACAAACUGAACAAAGGCCACCUUCUCUCAAUGCAGAGAAAACUCAUCAAAACGUCGCUGAGUCCUUACAAUAUCAGGAAAGGCAGGGAGCCCAGGAUCAGGUUCCAUAUAGGGCUGAAGAUAAACAGCAUGAUGAGAGGGAAGGUGGCCUGGCACAUAUAAUGCCAAACCUAGAAGAGAAUGAGGUCUCUAAAACAAGAGAAGAUAAUGAAGAAAUACUGGAGAAGCGAUAUCCUCAACACGAAAACUGGCACAGGAAUCCACAGCCAGAACAUUCAGACGUGGACCAGGAUGAGGAUGAAGAACAGGAGCCGCACCAUGAGUGGGAUCAGGAAGGGAAAGAAGGUCAUACAGUGGAGCAGCCAGAAACCCGUGGACAACACGAAGAGGAAGAAGAAACUGAGAAUCAUCUGAAUGAGGAUCAGGAAAAUGGGAAUGACCGUACAGAAGAACAAAACCUUACCACAAAUAGUCCUCGUGAGAAGAAAUACAAAUCCCCAUAUGAGGAGCAGCUGGAACAGCAGCAUCUCGCAGAGUUGCGGGCAGAGGAGGCACGUAAACUGAAGGAGAGGCAGGAUGCUUUGCACCAGCAGAGAUUGAGAGAGUACAUGGAUCGGCAGCAACGGCUCCAGCAAGAAGCAGAACGCAAGGAAGAGUUGCUGCGGCAAGAGCAGUUAAGGCGGCAGUCAGAUUUCCAUAACAAUAAUGCAGCUACUGAAGCUGAAGACGAGCAAGAUGUGCAUGAAGAAGAGGAAGAGGCUGAUGAUGAGAACAAUCCACAUGAGGAAGCUGAAGAUCAGGACCCAGAAAUCGUAAAUGACGAACAUCAAACGGAACACGAAGCUAUCAAUCAGCAGGUUGAUGGAAAUCCUGAUCAACAGGAGGAUAAUCUAGAUGAACAGUACCAGGAUGAGGGAGAGGAAGAGGCAGAUGAGAAGGAAGGGGAGGGAAAUGAACAGGAAGAAGAGCCAAUAGUUGAAGAUACCAACCAUGGAGAGGAGAAAGAAGAUGAAAAUUAUGAAGAAGAAGAAGAAGAAGAAGAGGAAGAAGAGGAUGGAGAAGCACUUGCUGCAAAGACAAAUCAGCGGGCAGAAAUGUGACUUCUUUAAAUUGACUUUAACAUUGUUUUUGUUUCAUUACCCAAUUUGUCGAACAAACCAGUCUUUUAUAUAUGUUUUCAUGCAAAUAUAUUUAAUAUGGUGUUCUUUCAGGUUAAUUUAAACUUGGAGAUAUUUAAAGGUAAUGUAUUAAAGCCUUUUAAUGUAAUAAAGACGUGGCAUUCAGAUUAUAUAUAAUUUAUAGUACCUUCAAUGUGAAAGGAUGGUCCAUAAAAGGUUAAUAGUAAGCUUUUUAAAAUAUUGAAACAUUAGAUCAUAUGCGAAGGGUUUUAUUACACGUGCUCUACAUGAGAGUAAUUAUUUUUUGAAGCAAAGGAAAUUAUAACUUAAGCAGUGGUUGAAAACUUCUAAAGUUCACCCACCUUAUUUUCACCUUAUGUGAUAUUUAACAACGUUAUGGUAGCUGUUAAUUUUUAUACAUUGGAACUGAAGAGACAUCUUCGGCACUGCACGCAGUGGGUAGGUGAUGAUUUUCUGCAACAGUAUAAAAUUAGUGGUAUUAUUUUAUACUUCUCAUGAUGCUUUUUCCCAAUAGUCAGUUAAUAUUAUAAUCAAGAAAGAUGUCAAGUGGGACGUAGAUUGGCGAUAACCCAUUUUACCCUUUCACAGAAAAUAAAAAUAUAUGCCACUGUAUUUAUAACUGUUUGUUAAAGUUAAAAUGGACUAUUUAUAUUUCAUACAGAUCCAUUCUUCAUAUGGAUCAUAUUCUUUAGUUUGUCCUUUCUCCAACCAUAUUCCAAAGUGACUUUCUGAUCAAUGAAUAUUGAGCAAGAUUGAUCAAAAUGCAAAGAAACUCAUGCAAAAAGAAUUCAUUUAUGCUCAAUGCAUUACCCUUUAUAUCUUUCACAUAACGUCUAAAAGGAAGUAUGUUACAUUUAUAAAAGUAUUUUGAAAAUUAAUUACAUUGACAUGACAAUCAAGUAAGAAACCCCUAAAAAUGUAAUUGAAAGCCAGUUAUUAGUUUUGGUAUUCUAUAAAUGCCCUCAACCUUCUUAUUCCUGAAUAAAUAGGUGCAUGUUAAAUGUAAUAUUACAUAUAUGGUAGUAAGGAAGUUUCUAAGUUAGGAGAAUAGAAUUAUCUAAGGAAACUAAACCAUGAAUUGUACCAAUUUACAAUAUAAGGUAUGGUGCUGAUAAUCCAAUAAUUGUUGGAGAUUAAAAUUUGAAGCUUUUAAAAUUAAGCUGCAAAAUUAUGGCUUUCAAUAUCAAGAUGGCAGAAAUUUCUAUAAAGGCAGAGGGUUUGCUUUACCUCAUGGUUUUCAAUUAUCAUUGAGAAAUAUUAAUAAGGUACAUUGAAUCAACGAAUACUUGUUCGUGUUGUUUGAACAAAACAAUGGAUAUUUUCGAGAUGAGUUUUAUAAGAACAAUGUCACAGUUACAUAAUGUUUACAACAUAGAAAAUGGCCAGAUGAACUAACAGGUCAGUGCCUGUGUUACACUUCAUGUGAUCCUCUUCCCUGAAAUGCAUCAAUGCUAGUCACCUCAAAUACUUUUAUUCCACAUUCUAACUACUUUCCAGAGCAAGGGUUCCCUCUAAUUUUUUUAUUCAAUUUAUUCAGGGAUAAACUUUUAUCUUUGACCUCUGAUUCUGUUCAUCCCAUUGUGGGACUAUCAACCCAGAUGCUCACAUGUAACACACUAAUUAUGUGCUCUACGCAAUUGAUAUUUAUUUCAAGAGCUGUUGAUACAAAGUGCACCAGUGGUGAACUUCUUUAAGUUAGAUGCUGAUCCUAUGUGUGUCGAAUGUGCACCUGCAUGGAGGACAGCUGGUACGCAUAGUGAUGUGAAACAUUUUGAUAUUGGUCAAUACUGGUUUGCAUAAAUGAGGCCUACCGAAAGAAAUCCUUAACUGGAGGAUUGAGACCUGCUUCAUAAAGGUGGUCCAAUCUUAUCUGGUUGACUGCAGAAGAAACCGAGGCAGUCCUUGCUUUUCAGGUAGGACCUCCCAUUUUCUCACCGACAAAUUCCCUGACCUUCAAUUGCUGUAAUGGCCUCAGGAUCACCAGUUGCCUUUUUGACUGAUCACUGACACCUAAUUGCCUGUUUGACUAAUCACCCAACCCAACCCAAGCAUAAAUGACCUCAGCCUGAUUCCCUCAACUACCCCAUCCCUGUCUCUGCUCAUUCCCUGCUCCACUGCUCUUCUUUAUACUCCUGAUGCCCUGUUAACCCCUCUACUUGCUUCACAAUGAUGGGAGCAAAUCGAUAUAUGGUCUCUGCUUUACAACAUGUUCAAGCCGCUGUGAGCAACACUGCAUUAAAUCAACUCUUCAAAUGCAGGAUAAAUUCUGGGCCAUUUACUCUAUCUCUACUUUCAAACUCUUUAAUAAUUAAAAAGGUCACUCAUUAGUCUUCUCUUGUUAGAAGCCUGUUUAGGCUUCCCUGAUGGGCAUAACCUCUCAGGUCGUGUUUCAUUUUAUUAAAAUAAAAACAGAGAAUGCUGGAAAUACUCAGCAGGUCCUUUUGCCAGACUGAAUAACCGGCUUUAACCCCCUGCUCCUGUUCUGGAGCCACUAUGACAUCAUUUCAGCAACUUGUCCCUUGAAUUCACAUAUUCUGACUUAUUCAUGAAUCCAUUGUGUGGUGCCUUAACAAAGGCCCUUUGAAAGUUCAAAUAUAUUAUUAUUUAACCUUGUUCAAAUAAUUCAAUGAGUUUGCUUAAGCAUGACCUUCCCUUUUGAAAUAUGUGCUGAUUAUUCCAUUGCAUAUUAAAUUGCAUGAUAUUUAUUAUGUCUUUGAAUCAUCAAUUUCCUACCCCCAAUAGUAAACUAUUUGAUAGUUUAUGAUAAUUUGGAAUAACCAAAUGAAACAUCAUCCAUUUUAAAGAUGUUAACUUGCUUUAAGUGCACAAUAGGACAGUUAUUGUUCUGUUGUAAACUGAUAUUUAUCAUUAUUUCCUUUAUAUUUAGUUUUGGUAGGUUGGCUGUAUUAUUUCAAUAUUUCCUGAAUAUUUUUAUUAAUAACAAUAGAUCUAGCCUGAUACUCAUGUGUUAAUAAAUAAUUUGUCAUUUUAGUAUGUUACCAAAGUAUGUAAUGUACUGCUGUUAUAAAGAAUAUGCAAACAUUUCUAACCAAACUGAUGCAUAGGUGUUCGUUCAUAUAUCGCUUUUUAUAUUUUGUACUUUGGGGAAUAGUAGGUUGGGAUGGCGGGGGGAGGGAUCUAGGGGCAUUUAUGCCAAGAACCUUUCAUACAGAUUUUUGCUAGGAUUUGUUGUCAGCAAUUUUCUUGUAGCCAGGUACAUGUAAGAGCACCUGCUUCCUGAAUUUUAUAUCAGUGUAAAGUGUAUAUUAUGUAAAUACUUAUGCUGAUCAACAAAAAUGGAAGUAUAUAUGGUAAAAUCCUAAGAUUUCUAAAGAAAAUUAAGUGAUGAUGUGAAAUUUUUGAUCAUCAUUAAACUGGGUGAUUGACCUAUGCUCUAUAUUAUCUGCAUAUUUUGUAAUUGAAGCAUAAAUCUUUGAAUCAUUUUUCCUUGUGCAGUCCAUUUUCUUGUAUAAUU
Messenger RNA from Pristis pectinata (smalltooth sawfish), 5762 nucleotides. It is a transcript of the gene golim4a, whose product is annotated as golgi integral membrane protein 4a. The record is from RefSeq and is a predicted model, not a curated record. Lineage: Eukaryota; Metazoa; Chordata; Chondrichthyes; Rhinopristiformes; Pristidae. The transcript has 14 exons. The coding region runs from base 407 to 2248 and encodes 613 amino acids. Gene Ontology annotation, cellular component: Golgi membrane; Golgi apparatus.